Messenger RNA from Rana temporaria (common frog), 3713 nucleotides. RefSeq names its product caspase recruitment domain family member 14 (gene CARD14). Gene Ontology annotation, biological process: regulation of apoptotic process. Lineage: Eukaryota; Metazoa; Chordata; Amphibia; Anura; Ranidae. The record is from RefSeq and is a predicted model, not a curated record. The coding region runs from base 234 to 3161 and encodes 975 amino acids. The transcript is spliced from 22 exons. Gene Ontology annotation, molecular function: protein binding.
UUCUUGCUCAUGACAACACUCCCUACAAGACAGAAAUAACAUUAUCGGAAGUACUACGUAUAGACAGAAGUAGGGUAUGGACAUCUGGAAUUCCCAAAGUUUCUUAUUUGCAGUUCAGAGCUGAUACUUUCAGUACUUAUUGAUACAGAUAUAUGGAUUUAUUUUGAGGUGUUUGAAUAGAACAAUAAGCACAGGUCCCAAUUCUUUAUUCAGGUCGUACAUCAUAGACAAAUAUGUCAGCACAGUGGAAGGCUGACCCGGAGGUGACGGACCUGGAGGAAGAGGAGCUUUGGGAAAUGAUUGAGAAGCACAGGUGUAAAAUUGUGCAAAAGCUGUCUCCAGAACGUCUCACUCCUUAUCUGCGACAAACCAAAGUGUUAGAUGCCAUGGAUGAGGAGGAGGUCCUGCACUGUGCCAAGUUUUCAACCAGGGCUAUGAGGCUGGGGCACCUUUUGGACAUACUUCGAACAAGAGGAAAGAAUGGAGCCAUUGCUUUCUUGGAUAGCUUGAUAUUGGCAAAUCCAGGAAUGUAUACCCUUAUCACAGGAAAGGAGCCAUCUAUGGAUCCAAAUAGCUUCAGCAAACUUAUAGACAGUCGUUCACUGAGCAUAUUUCUGAUGAACUCAUUGAGCAAAGUGCAGGAAGAGCUGAUGCAGGAGAAACAGGUGAAAAAAUCAUUGGGGCACCACUUGCACAAAAUGCGUGAAAAGCAGCAGCAGCUUGAAGAGGAAGGCGAGUGCGUUCGCAUCAUGGAGUAUGAAAACCAAAGAAUUCACAGAGAGUUGGAUGCCCAGAGUCAGAUGCUGAGCAAACUUAAAGAUGAACAGUAUGAACUCUCUAUGAGAUAUUCUCAUGCCCUGCAGGAAAAGGACACAGUACAAAGUAGGAACAGUGACCUGCAAGAACAGUUAUAUGCUGUUAAAGAGGAUCUUCAUAGACUUAGAAUGGAGCUCCAAGUGGCUCAGAGCUGGAGUAAUCAUGGCCAUUGUGAAGAAGAGAUUCUAUCCCUUAAAAAGGAAAACAGGAAGCUGAAAGAAAGGCUGGAUCUGUCAGGAGAAACCCAAUCGGCAGAGCUGGACAUAAAGAAGUGCUCAGAUGGGGUUUUACCAAGUUCCGAAGAGUUGUUAGCUCAGCUUUGUGCUGCCAAAAAGAAGAUGGCAGCUGGAGAGGCAUUUGAAACUAUGUGGCAGAAGGAAAAGGAGACCAUGCUUCAAGAGAGUCGUCAUUUGCAAUCUAACUAUGAUAUCUUGAAAAAAAAGACAGAAGCAUUCCACGAUCAAGUGUCUGACCUGCAAAAAGAGCGUGACCAGGCAUACAGAGCUCGUGACAUGGUUCAAGGUGAGAUUUCCCGUUAUCUGGCAGAGAAGGAUUUGCUGAGAAAGCAGGUUAUGGAUCUUACUGAACGUAACUCAGAAUUCAAGCAACAAAUGCAAAGUUUGGAAGCACAUCUGCAGUCUUGUAUGAUGGGAAAAGAGCACACACAAUCUAGACACCAGAGGCUAGUGCGGAUGGAUGCUAUUUGUCCCUCAGAAGAUGGGGACAAAGGAUCUUCUUCCAGCAUGUCUGAGUCCUGGCAGGACUUAAGCUGUCAAGCCAGCAGUGAUCUUGGUGAAAGUAUCUCUUGCCACUCUUUCAAUGAUGAUUAUCUACAUGGCCUCUCUAAGAGCUGUUCCCAAGACCUCCCUGAUAUUCUCCAAGAUGAGAGAGCAGAAACUGACUUUGAAUAUGAUGCAGAAUAUAAGAAAGUGGCGGCUAUUACUUGUGUUCCAGGUCUGCCGAUGUGUUCACACAUGGAAAUUAGUGACAGAACAUGUGAACUCCCUUGUUUUUCAAGCCCUGUGAGAAGACGUCCUGCUCGGAGGAUAACCAGCCGGGUUACAAUAAUGGCAUUUCAGGGGGAUGACCUACUAAAACAAAUAAGCAUAAUUGGAGGUAACAAAACUGGAAUCUUCAUUCACCAGGUGACCCCAGGGUUGGCAGCUGACGAAAUGUCCUUAAUGCCCGGGUACCAGAUCCUUUUGGUAGAUUUUGAUGUUAUAAACCCUGCCUACAAGGUGAACCUAGGUGGAGUGACAUUUGAGGAUGCUCAUUGCACCCUUAAUAGAGUUAAUGGCUUCUGCUGUCUAUCAGUACGAUCCAACAUGGAAGAUUAUCGGAAGUUGUUGCAUGACAUAGAAAAUGGCUUGGCCACCUCAGGAGACUCCUUCUAUGUUCGUGUGAACCAGUCAAUGUCUUCACGUGUUGAAGGUGGCCUAAAAGUAUCAUGUGGUGAGAUCUUACAUAUCACAGAUACGAUGUACAAAAACCGUUGCCAGUGGUUUGCUCACAGGGUCAAUGCAUAUACUCUAAAAGAUGGAGACUCAGGAAUCAUUCCCAAUUACAAACAAGCUCAACAGCAGUUAAUAACAUCUAUACAGAGUAUCACAUGGCAAAAUACAAUUCCACGAGGGCCAAGAAUAGAAGUUCGUAUAGUCAGCACAGACCGGUGUAGCUCCCAUUUGCUCUGGAUGUCUCAGGACUGUGGCAUUUGCUGUCGUGAAAAUCCUACUGCUACCUACCCUACAGGCAGAGGAUGCUUGACAUUGAUGCCAUACACACUGGUCACUCAUUAUAAGAUUACAGUCCUGCGCCCAGUCCUCCUGGUCCCUUCUCUGCUAAGAAGAAUCCUGAGUGAGAAACUAUGUGCAAAUAAAGACUACAUGAAAUGUGACACAGAAUGUUUGACCGAUGCUGAAUAUGCAGCAAGAAAUCAACGUGGAGACAUAAUUGGUGAAAAGGAGGGAGAGGGCAUACGCUGCUGGUAUACUAGACAGAAUGUGGAAUCUGUAGCCCAACAGAAUGCACACUGCCUUCUAGAGCUUGGGCUAUCCUGUCUCUCUGCUUUGAUUCGUGUGGGUAUCUAUCCCAUUAUUCUGCACAUCCCAUUGACUGAGAAGAGUUCCAAAAAACUUAAAAAAACUCGGCAAUGGUGGGGAAAGUGUGAGGACCUGCUACUGGAGUGUGCCCAGAGGGAAGAAGCCGAGCUGGAUGCCCUGCCUUGUCUUUAUAGAACUGUGGAUCCUGACAGCUGGAAUGACGCAGAAUCUCUGCUCUGCAGAGUAAAGAGCGCCAUCACUGAUGAACAAAAGCGCAUUGUCUGGCUGGAGAAUCAGCCUUGCUGAACUUUAAUUUCCAGCACUUUCACAACAUUCAGGAUUGCACAUUAUAAACUAGAAGAACAAUUGUUUACUUGAAAUUAGUUCAUUAGUCAGUAUUUCUGCAGUAAGAAUAUAGUCUAUUUUAAAGGAGAAGUGUAAACCUUAUGAUGCUGCAGCUGUCCCACCCUGCUCUAAGACUGAGGCCUGACCGAUCACAUGACAACUGAUCGGUCAGCUCUCAGCUCUCUGCCUUUGAGGACUGCUGUGCUGUGGAAGAGAAAGUACUUUGUGAACUUUUGUUAUCUGUUUUGGGAAUCCAAUAAGUGCUAAUUUCUCUGGUAAAGGACCUCACUGCUGAGAAGAUACUUAAUAAUCAUCACUUCAAUUUGUUAGUACAGUUGAACCUAGGAUCACGAGCAUAAUCGGUUCCAGGAGUAUGCUCGUAAUUCAAAGUACUCGCAUAUCAAAGCAAGUCUUAUCAGUGAAAUCAAUGGAAAUGGAAAUAAUUUGUUCCGCAUAGACUUCAAAGGGAUGCAAUACCGAAUGCGGCCAGAGGUGGUGGGCGCCAGAGAGUGC